AUGCCGGUACAGACGCACCAGAUCAACUUGCAGGGGUUGUCCGGAGGAAUGUUCUGGGCGUCGUUGGCUGCAAUCCUCUUUGCUACCAUUGGCUUCUCAACAUGUGGAUGGGUUCACUAUUCGGAUACUUGGACUGGACUUUGGAGCAGUUACACGAGUAUAUCUAGAUCUAUAUUUGCCAAUUAUGGUUGGUUUCAGGGAGUCCAAGCCACUGCAACAUUAGGGAUAAUAUUUUUAUCUUUUGCCUUCAUUUUUAUUAUCCUCUACAACUUUGUUCACAACGUGUCCAUAAGCAAGUCUCUCGUCCUCAAGCUUAUUGUCGCUUGCUGCGUCAUCACAGUUAUCUCAAUCCUAGUGUCGGUGGCAUUGUUUGGAGUGAAAGCGGAAGGAUUUAAACUACAUUGGUCAUAUGCAUUUUUUUGUAUCGGCGGAAUAUUAACACUCUUCCUCCUGGUUCUGGCAUGCGUUCAAAUGAAGAGAGCAAGCAUUAUUUAAUGGAUUAUUCUCAAUUUGUCCUAUUUUUUAUUUAAUAAUAGUAAUAGCUGUUGACUAUCUCUUAUUUUAAUAUGUUAAUUAUAUUUUUAUAUGUCUAUUUAGUAUAUUGACACGAAUAUUUUUAUUACAGUCAUUUUCAAGCUUUGUGUUAUUGAUUGGUUUUCAAAAUAGUUCUUCAUCGUAAGUGACCAAAUUAAUAUAUUUUUAUUUGUACUACAAAUAUGUUGCACGCAUCGACAACGUAAGACUUCAUACGCUGAAUAGUAAAGUAUUAUUACAUUACAAAAUGCACCUGAAACCAUUUAUAUAUAAUCAAAGUGCAAGAACGAUCAGCCAUGAAUAGCAAGUCUGCUUAUUUAUUUAUGCCUUUUGAACUACUACAGGCUUCAUCGUUUAGCGAUCGUGUCUCACGCACAUGCAAUUUUCAUGAAUUUUUUAAAAAUGUUUUACUGUUUUGAUAAUAUUAUUGCUUAUUCUCAUGAAUUGAUGUGCUUUAUAUUGAAAAAAAAACUUUCAAUGGUGUUUUCUGCUAUAAGAUUUAUUUAUUUUUAGUACUAUAUGUGGUUAAUAACAAAUUCUUUAUUUGUUGAAGAUUUGCAAUAAUUUUUUAUUUACUAUUCUCCAAGCGUUCAUCGUGUAUUCUGCCUUUUUACAAACUUCGUGUUCACGUGCUUUUGACAACAUUUUUAAUAUUUCAGGCUUAAAUCUAAAUCAAUGUUUUCUGAAAAACUUUUAUGCUAAACAUUUUUCAUAAAUUAUGUGUUGUAUAAUAUGACGCAUUUAUAAUAAUAGACAUGGUAACAUUAAUUUAUCUUGAUUUAACCAAAAAAAGUAAUUUGAUUAAAAUUAAAUAAAACUUCCACUGAU
Molecule: messenger RNA, 1362 nt
Organism: Helobdella robusta
Lineage: Eukaryota; Metazoa; Annelida; Clitellata; Rhynchobdellida; Glossiphoniidae
Exons: 3
Coding region: 1-495 (164 amino acids)
Source: RefSeq, a predicted model, not a curated record